Messenger RNA from Scleropages formosus (Asian bonytongue), 6652 nucleotides. RefSeq names its product CASK interacting protein 1 (gene caskin1). Gene Ontology annotation, molecular function: protein binding. The coding region runs from base 1880 to 6289 and encodes 1469 amino acids. The record is from RefSeq and is a predicted model, not a curated record. NCBI's taxonomy places the organism in Eukaryota, Metazoa, Chordata, Actinopteri, Osteoglossiformes, Osteoglossidae. The transcript has 22 exons.
CCCCGUAUGGGACAAGCGGUUCUGAAAAUGUGUGUACAUUGUAUUGUAACUAUUUUUGUCGGGUAAAAGCAUUAAGCAGAGAAGGAAAGCCGCUGGAAGCCCUCCCUACAUUUGUAGCCGUACGGAGAGGUACAUUGUGCAGUAAAAGUAGUUUGAAUGCGUUUGGAAUAAGUACAAAUCCAUUGUGAGAGGUUAUUAUUGAGACUAGGGCAGAGGUCGGUGUUGGAUGGGUUCCAGAGGGACAUCUUCAUAACGUCAACAGCAUCGUCUAUAAACCAAUGAGAGUAAGUGCGGUGGCUGCUAUAACCAAUGAGCGAUUAGUACGAUGUCUUUUGUAAUCAACAGAGUUGUAAAUACGACUCCUACUAUAAACCAAUGAGCUCUAAGUGAUGUACUUACAACAACCAAUCAGCGGAGAAUGCGGUGCUUACUAUAGCCAAUGAGCUGCAACUUCGGUGCCUACUAUAAACCAAUCGACGAAAACUCGGUGCCUACUAUAAACCAAUGAGCUGCAACUACGAUUUAGUUUGACGCUUUAGAUCCUGUGCGCGUCGCAUUCCACGAUUACAUCACUAUAGUAAAUGUACUGUAUCAAUUAAGCUUUUUGCUCGGCCUCAAGGUUUCAAAAUAGUGCGGGUUCCCUAAUGGACGAUACAUCUUAUUCUUAAGCACCCAGUCAUUCUGUUCUCAUAAUUUUCGUCACAAAGCUGGACACGGUGUGCUAUAACAUUUUAAUACGAUAUAGAAAUACAUCUGUAAAAGUUUAUUUCUAUCAUGUGCACCCCUUUGGCCAAGGACACUUAUAAUGACAGUUUUGCACAAAAGCCACGGGCGAGAUGUUUACUUUAUUUGCACAGGUGGGAAUACUUACCGCGUAAAUACCGCUCCAGUACGACACACUAGAGCGGGAUUCGAAUGCAACGCCUUCUGACUAUUACGCACAGCACUCAUCGCAAUGGCCCCGCUGGGUAAUUCAGCGACGCAUCUGAGCGGAAGACGCACGUUGCCCUGCAGGUUAACGCAUGACACUCUCUAGCACCUCGUCCCGCGUCAAGAAUACAACGCCCUGGUGUCCGUCGCGCUGCUCGCUCGCUCGCUGUGCUGCUGCUGUGGAGGCAGUAGGCGGGAUGCGCUCAAGCUCUGGAUCCGCCUUCUGGAUGCAGCGCAGCCAUUUAAGCAUCGCGCUCUCCCCCCCAGCCGACACGCACACACCAUGGAUGCGCUGUGAACCGGCGUCUGCGGCUCCGGAGGAGGGUGGGUGUAGUGAGGGAACCCGGGCGCUGAUGCCACUGCCGCUCUCUGCGCGCCGCACGCAUCCUCCCCGAGACGGGCUGCAGCGCUCCACGCCCCGCUGACCCGAGAGAAGCCGUAUUUAUCUCGAUCAUCAUUUCGGUGGGGGAAGAAGGGGGCACCUCUGUUUACCCGUCCGUGUCGCGGCAGGGCUGCAUCCGCGCGCGAUCGCUCCUUCGGGAGGAUUCCUUAAUGACAUGAGCGUGUCCUGCGUAACGGAUACAUCGCAGCCCCUGGGAACCGCCACGCGCUGCUGCAUGCUGCGCACUCCAUCGCCGUUUGACACGGAGCACAGCGGCUUUGGUUGUUGACCUCUGCGAUUUUCCUUUUUUUCUUCUUUUUUUUUUUCUGGUUUGUGGUGGGCACUUUGCCACUGGCAUCUCCCAUCGGAUCCCAGCAUCUUCCCCGAAGGAGCGCGUAAAAGGCGCACACAUGCACGGUGCUGUUGCGUUCCUGUAACGGGGGGGAAGAGCGGCAGAAGGUGACCGGGACCAAAGAGAGCGAGAGAGCGCGCGAGAGAAGCACAAACACGCACAGAGGAUGCUUUGGAUGUAAAGGAAAUAAAUAAAGAAGCUGAAGAAAUCAAGAGAUGGGGAAAGAUCAGGAAUUGCUCCAAGCAGUGAAGACCGAGGACCUGCUCACGGUGCAGAAGCUCCUGCAGAGGCCCAGACCGGGAAAAGCAAAGCUCCUGGGAUCUGCAAAGAGAGUUAACGUCAACUUUCAAGACACAGAUGGAUUUGCUGCUCUUCACCAUGCAGCCCUCAAUGGCAAUAUGGAGCUCAUCUCCCUGCUGCUGGAGUCUCAGGCCACCGUGGACAUCAAGGACCAGAAAGGGAUGCGCCCACUCCACUACGCUGCCUGGCAAGGGAAGACAGAGCCCAUGAAGCUACUGCUAAAAUCAGGCUCCUCGGUGAACGGGCAGUCGGAUGAGGGUCAGAUUCCCUUACACCUGGCAGCUCAGCACGGUCACUACGAUGUCUCCGAGAUGCUGCUGCAGCACCAGUCCAAUCCGUGCAUCGUGGACAAUGCGGGCAAAACCCCUUUGGAUCUCGCCUGCGAGUUUGGAAGAGUCGGCGUGGUCCAGCUGCUGCUCAGCAGCAACAUGUGUGCUGCUCUCCUGGAGCCCAAACCCGGAGACUCCACCGACCCCAACGGAACCAGCCCCCUGCACCUCGCCGCUAAAAAUGGCCACAUCGACAUCAUCAGACUCUUGAUCCAGGCUGGCAUCGACAUCAAUCGGCAGACCAAGUCAGGCACAGCUCUCCAUGAGGCAGCUCUGUGUGGAAAAACUGAGGUGGUGCGCCUUCUGUUGGAUAGUGGUAUCAAUGCUGCAGUGAGAAACACAUACAGCCAAACUGCGUUGGACAUUGUCAACCAGUUCACCACCACACAGGCCAGCAGGGAGAUCAAGCAGAUGCUCCGUGACGCCUCUGCGGCCCUGCAGGUCAGGGCCUUGAAGGAUUACUGCAACAACUAUGACCUGACGAGCCUCAACAUCAAGGCUGGCGACGUCAUCACGGUUCUGGAGCAGCACUCGGACGGCCGGUGGAAGGGCUGUAUCCAUGACAACCGCACAGGGAAUGACCGAGUGGGCUACUUUCCCUCCAACAUGGUGGAGGUGAUCAGCAAGCGGGCAGGUUCAUGGAGUACAGUCAUUUAUACCCAACAGUAUCAAAAGAUACAGCUGUGCGUGCCGCCGUGCGGCCCUGCCGCUACGCUCAACGGGGACUCAUGUCAUCACAUCCAUAUCCUGCAUCCUCCUCCACCUCCACCAUCCCAUUCCCAUCAGCCACUUUUCACUUCCUUUGGCUAUAACAGGUCCCAAAGCACCUCAGAAGAGCUGCAGUGUGGACAAGGUUCCAGAGGCUCUGAGUCCAGCCCCCACGGUUCCCCUACCCCGACCGGCGGCCCGCAGGGUGGCGCCAGUGAGGAAAUCUGGGUGCUGCGCAAGCCUUUUGCAGGUGCGGACCGCAGCAGCGCAGGCAGCUCGGGCAGCGUGACCAGCGCCCGUUCCUCCGGAAGCGGCCAGAGCGCGGGCAGCAAUGUGCAUACCCUGCACGCCCAGGCCGAAGGUGUCAAGCUCUUGGCCACAGUGCUGUCUCAGUCUGCCAAAGCCAAGGAACACCUCCUGGAGCAAUCCAAAUCCGUGGAACUGUCAACAGGCUCCGCCUCACGCACGCAGAGGUCCUCCAGCUGUCCCUACCACGAGUCGUACGUGGAACCUCCAUCGAGGAAGACCGAGGCAUCGCAGGAUGGAAAGAGCUCAGAGGCCGUAAUCCAAUGGCUGAGUGACUUUCAGCUGCAAGCCUACGCUCCACACUUCAUCAGCGCCGGCUAUGACAUACCCACCAUUAGCAGAAUGACCCCCGAGGACCUGACCGCGAUCGGAGUGACCAAGCCUGGCCACCGAAAGAAGAUAACCUCUGAGAUCAACAAACUCAGCGUCACAGAGUGGCUCCCAGAUCAGAAGCCUGCUAACCUAGCAGAGUGGCUCUCUGUGAUUGGAUUAAGUCAGUAUUACCAGACUCUGGUUAACAAUGGGUAUGAAAACAUUGACUUCAUCACCGACAUCACCUGGGAGGAUCUCCAGGAAAUCGGCAUUACGAAACUAGGUCACCAGAAGAAACUGAUGCUGGCUGUGAAGAAGCUGGUGGAGAUCCAGAAGGCGUCUGAGGGCCGCAGCACUCUGCGAAAGAAGGUACCGCAGCCCCUGGACACGAGGGCCGUGGAGGCGGUAGAUAGCAGCGAGGGGAUGUCUCCCAAGAGGGGUGCCUUCCAGGAGAGCGACACAAGCGCCGAGCUGCAAGCUGCCGGUAGCCGUCCUGGGGAGCCUCCGGAGGGAACCGAGCUCAAGCAGGGCACCAACCACUUGCCGCCACGGGCAAGAAGCAUGCAUGAAAAUAGCCUGAGCAGGAGGGACUCUGAGGAGGGUAGCGGGCCCCCGAGGAAGGAGAUGCGCACCUCACGGCAGGGCAGCCAAGGCCAGGCCAUGCAGAGGUCUGGCGUCCCAUCAGCGGUGACCAAAACCCGGCAAUCUUUUCCCCAGGGGGCAGGCGGACCCUCUUACACCCCACCACAGACUCCCACCAGAACCAAGCCCUCCUCUCCACAGGCUGUGGUACCUCCGCAGGGCAGUGCCAAGGGGAAGCCAGCGGCGCAGCUAUUGGCUCAGUCAGAUCGCCCCAUGUCUCCCCGCUCUCUCCCGCAGUCCCCCACACACAGAGGCUACGCAUAUGUGAUGCCGCAGCCUGCAGAGGGCGGGGAGGGCCCCCCUACCAGCCCCCCAGUUUCCGUGCCUCUGCUUUGUCUGCCCCCAGAGGGUGACGAGCCCGAGGCGGAGCAGGGCCCUCCCAAGAAGCGUGCCCACAGCCUGAGCCGCUAUGCCACAUCCGACAGCGAGCAGGAGCGUGACGAGCUGCCCUUGCCCGACACCAAGUACGCCACCAUGCAGCCCCGCGUGGGCCGCAGCAACUCCGUCAAGGGCCAGUCUGACAAAAAUGUGAACCGCAGCCAGUCGUUCGCUCUCCGACCCAAGAAGAAAGGUCCCCCGCCGCCUCCGCCCAAGCGCUCCAGCUCGGCCAUCUCCAGCGGUAACCUGGGGGAGGACUCCAAGGAGCAGGGUGGCGGUGAGCUGCUCGAUGUCACCUAUCACGAGCGCCGGCGUGCCAGCGACUUUGGCGGAACGGUGGACACGGGCAGCGCGGGCAGCGUCAAGAGCAUAGCUGCUAUGCUGGAGAUGUCCUCCAUUGGAGGAGGUGCCAAGGCCCUGAAAUCACUUGGUGGACACCACUACCUGCAGGUGUCCCCUCUUCAUGGGAGGCACCGUGAUGCAAUCGGCCUGGAUGGAGAAGUGGUGAAUAGGCGCAGGACCAUCAGUGGCCCGGUGACAGGGCUGGUGGCAGCUGCACGACGGGAACGUGGAGGUCACGAGCACGAUGCGCCACAGGACCGACCUACCGCGGCAGCCCAACCGAGUUCUGGGGAAAACCUGCCCUUUGCUGAGGAUGGCAACCUUACCAUCAGGCCUCGGCCCAGGCAGGGCAAGGCCGAAGGCCUUCCAGAUGCGGUGUACUCCCUUCCGCAGGAGGAGCUGUCGCGAAUGGAUGCCACGGCUACACUGAAGAGGCGAGUGAGGUACAAGCAGCACCCGGACGGAGUCAAGUUCCACCUGACUGAGUCCAGCACCGUCAAGCGCCGCCCCAAGAGCAAGGACAAGGACUCGGUAGACGGGCAGGACGGUCAACUCCUCACGCUCUAUCAGAACGGCACGAGCACCAUCAAGCGACGGCCCGUGUCUGAGAUGAGCAGCACAGAGCACACCCGGCUCCAGGGCAACGGCGAGUCCACACGCCGCAGAGACAGCGCUGACUUUGGUCUGGGCUCUGAUGGGGAGCCCCGCAAGCUGGUGAAGCCCCCCGUGUCCCCCAAGCCAGUACUAGCCCAGCAGAUGAAGAAGCAAGGUCCCCCAACUCCCACAUCUAAGAAAGCCCCCAUCCCCGGGCCCGCUAGUCCAGAAGUAAAGCGACUGCCACCCCCGGUGUCGCCAAAGCCCAGCCCCCCUCCCACGGCCCCCAAGCCAGCCAAGAUCCUGCAGACGGUCAAGGUGACUCCUCCCUCCACACCAUCCCCUCCCUCGCUCGUGUCCAGCCCCGCAAGACCCCUUACCCCACCGGCACAAAGCCCUCAAACCCCUCAGACCCCCCAGACCCCGAGAACCCCAGGCACACCGGGUCCCACGCCUCCGCCAGUCAAGCCGCCACGUUCCUCCAUCGGCGGCGUGUCGGUGGACGUGGCUGCAGCAGCAGAGGUGGCCCAGCAGAAGCUGGAGGAGACAAGCGCGUCCCUGGCAGCGGCUCUGCAGGCUGUGGAGGAGAAAAUCAAGCAGGAGGACGGCCACCAAGACUCGGUGGCCGAGGACAAGAGCACGGUGAGCAUCCUGGACGACAUCGGCAGCAUGUUCGACGACCUGGCUGACCAACUGGAUGCCAUGUUGGAGUAAAGCACACGCCGAUGGUCCGCAGCACAACCCGGGGGUCCACGCGAGGGUCCCCCAGGGCGCGUUGACUUCCCAUGAUGACCCGCACCCCCCCGCCGGCUCCCCAGACAGACAGACAGACAAGUUGUCUGUCCUCACGUCCACCCGACCCCGUCCUUAACUUAAGGCAUCCGCAGGCAAACCCAAACCCCCCGCCGCUUGAUUCGCCCCUUCCUUCCUUUUCGGUUUUGCACAACUGACCAGAUCCUCCUAACCCCAGACGAAUUACCUCAGGACUGGGCUGAAGAAGAUUCACAGCUGGAGGCGUAAAAGAAAGACGUAGCACAUGGGCUGUCGGGUCAGUGAGUGAAUUUCGCGGCAGCAAAC